AUGAAGCGCUUUGCUUCCUUCGGCAAGAAACUGCAGCAUCUUUGUAGUUUCUGGCGUUUCAAACUCGCCCGUUUCUGCAGAUCAACCUGCUUCCUACUCGAGUGUUCCUACCGCUGUGUCCUCCUCCGCGUGAAUCCUUUCUUGUUUCACCUCUUUUAUUUCAUCUCCCUUUCCUUCCUGGGCUUCUGGGUUCUGAAAGUUAUGAAGCCAAGAACAGACCCUUUCUUUCGGCCCAGGAACUUGGAUUUGUUCUUCACUUCGGUAUCGGCCGCGACGGUCUCGAGCAUGUCCACGGUGGAAAUGGAGGUUUUCUCCAAUGGCCAACUUAUAGUAUUAACCAUACUGAUGCUCAUAGGUGGAGAGGUCUUCACCUCCAUGGUUGGGCUUCACUUGAAGGCCUCCAAGCUCAAGAAACCCGCAUGGACGACUAAAACCGAAGGCAGAGUCCUCUCGAUUAGCAGCAGCAGCAAGGGUUCUUCGAGUACUCCUAGAAACAUCUACGACAACUCGCAUAACCAAAUGGAGCUGGGGUUGGCAGCCAUGCCUCCCGAGCCAGAACGCACUAGUACUGGCGAUGAGCAACAGCAACUGGGGGAGACCAAUAUGGAUGGCGCCGAGGAUGAGGUAGUUUUGAGGUACAAGUCAAUUAAAUUUCUGGGUUAUACAGUGUUGGGUUAUCUCACGGUGGUUCAUGCGGUUGGGGUGACGCUGGUUUUAGCUUACGUGAGGAUUGUCUUGAGCGCAAGAGAUGUGCUGAAAAGGAAGGGCAUUCAGCUCUUCACGUUCUCCCUGUUCACCACGGUUUCCACCUUCGCCAGCUGUGGAUAUGUGCCGACAAACGAGAACAUGAUAGUUUUUGGCAAGAACUCGGGUCUGUUGCUGCUGCUGAUUCCUCAGGUGCUCCUGGGGAACACCUUGUUUCCUUCCUGCCUAAGAUUUUGCGUUUGGGUUUUGGGAAAAUUAGGGAAGAAGAAGAACAACAAAAGACUGGAGCAUUGUUCGAAUUGCAGCGAAUACGUGUUGAAGAAGAGAAGGGAGAUAGGAUAUCUGCAUUUGCUGCCCAGCCUGCAUUCGUGGCUUCUGGUGGCGACUGUGGUGGGGUUGAUAAUGGUGCAGCUGCUGGUGUUCUGCUGCAUGGAGUGGAAUUCGGGGGCCCUGAAUGGGCUCGACUCUUCUUAUAAAAAACUCGUGGGGGCUCUGUUUCAAUGCGUGAAUUCCAGGCAUUCUGGGGAAACUGUCGUAGAUCUUUCUAUUAUAUCGCCGGCCGUCCUCGUCUUAUUUGUCGUCAUGAUGUACCUUCCCCCAUAUACUUCUUUCCUACCAAGAAAGGAAAAGAAAGAGGAGUGUGCAGAGAUGGGCGAAAGGAAUAAUAAUAACAACAACAGCAGAAGAAGAAGGGGGAAGGGCGGGGUGGUGGUGGAGAACAUCCUAUUCUCUCAGCUCUCAUAUCUAGUCAUCUUCAUCAUCCUCAUUUGCAUUACGGAGAGGAAGAAGAUGAAAGAAGAUCCACUCAAUUUCAGUGUCCUUAACAUUGUGGUGGAAGUGAUUAGUGCUUACGGCAAUGUGGGAUUCACCACAGGCUAUAGCUGUGAGCGGAAACUGAAGCCAGACAGCAGUUGCCAGAAUAAAUGGUUUGGGUUCUCCGGAAAAUGGAGCGACGAGGGCAAAAUCAUUCUCAUUCUUGUCAUGCUUUUCGGGAGACUGAAGAAGUUCAAUAUGGAUGGAGGCAGAGCAUGGAAGCUCGUGUAAA
This is a messenger RNA of Malania oleifera, 1750 nucleotides long. Its product is annotated as probable cation transporter HKT1;4. Gene Ontology annotation, cellular component: plasma membrane. Gene Ontology annotation, biological process: monoatomic cation transport; transmembrane transport. The record is from RefSeq and is a predicted model, not a curated record. Lineage: Eukaryota; Viridiplantae; Streptophyta; Magnoliopsida; Santalales; Ximeniaceae. Bases 1 to 1749 code for a protein of 582 amino acids. The transcript has 3 exons. Gene Ontology annotation, molecular function: monoatomic cation transmembrane transporter activity.